AUGAGGCUGCGGGCGCGCGGUCCCCGGGCCUUCCCCGCCUCCAGCGCCGCGGCCAGCGUGGGGGCCGGCGACGCGCGGCGACGGGCGCCCCCGGGGCGGAACCCCUUCGUGCACGAGCUGCGCCUCAGCGCCCUGCGGAAGGCCCAGAUUGCCUUCAUGACUCUGACGCUCUUCCCCAUCCGGCUGCUGCUCGCUGUUACGAUGAUGCUGCUUGCGUGGCCCUUCACGUUCUUCGCUACGCUGGGAUCCUCAGAGAGGGAACCCGAACAGCCCCCGGCCAUGUGGCGGAAGGUUGUGGACAUCCUGCUCAAGGCCAUCAUGCGCACCAUGUGGUUUGCCGGCGGCUUCCACUGGGUUGUUGUGAAGGGGCAGCAGGCCUCGCCACCAGAGGCAGCCAUCCUCACCCUGGCGCCACACUCUUCCUACUUCGAUGCCAUUGCUGUCACCCUGACGAUGUCGUCCAUCGUGAUGAAGGCAGAGAGCAGAGAUAUCCCAAUAUGGGGAACGCUGAUAAAGUACAUACGGCCAGUGUUUGUGUCGCGGUCGGACCAGGAUUCCCGCAGGAAGACCGUGGAGCAGAUCAGAAGGCGGGCACAGUCAAAUGGGAAGUGGCCACAGAUGAUGAUUUUUCCAGAAGGAACAUGUACCAACAGGACCUGCCUAAUUACCUUCAAGCCCGGCGCCUUCAUCCCCGGGGUUCCCGUCCAGCCUGUGGUUUUACGAUACCCAAAUAAACUGGUAAGAGUGUUUUCCUGGGAUUCUGCGAAUUGCCUGGGCAUGAGGAUUUCCACUUGUUUCAGCGGGCAGCUUCUGGUCAGUCCCACUGUUCAGAACAGCUCAGUGUUUGUGCACAAAGUCCCAUCAUCAUGGGUCAUGGAGCGUCGGCCCUUCUUCCUGGCCGAUCAGUCCUGACGUGUCGACGCGAGACGUCCCCCGUGUCCUCAGCCACCCAUCUACCUGGGAGAUGUCAAGAGUGUUGAGGGUCUGAGGC
Messenger RNA from Canis lupus familiaris (dog), 991 nucleotides. RefSeq names its product lysophosphatidylcholine acyltransferase 1-like. The coding region runs from base 1 to 912 and encodes 303 amino acids. The record is from RefSeq and is a predicted model, not a curated record. The transcript is spliced from 6 exons. Lineage: Eukaryota; Metazoa; Chordata; Mammalia; Carnivora; Canidae.